This is a messenger RNA of Mesitornis unicolor (brown roatelo), 2790 nucleotides long. RefSeq names its product death domain containing 1 (gene DTHD1). NCBI's taxonomy places the organism in Eukaryota, Metazoa, Chordata, Aves, Mesitornithiformes, Mesitornithidae. The record is from RefSeq and is a predicted model, not a curated record.
AUGGAAAUAGCUGAAGGUAAGAUUACAGCUGCAGGCAAACCAAGCCAAUUACUGGAAAAAAUCUGGAACGUGAACUUGCAAGCAAGAGAUGUCCUUCUGAAAAGUGAUCUGGACAAUGAAGGUAUAGUGGAGUAUGUGCUUAGACUGAUCUCUUUAACAAAAGAGCUGAGCAGAUCUCUCAAGCAGCAGCUGGGGAACCUUACAGAAAGUAUUCAAGAAACCUGCCACUUGCUGAGUGUUCUCCUUGACAAACACAAGGAAUUGACUACAAAUCCAGAGUACAAUGGAAUUAUAAAUUGUCUGCAGAAAGUGAAAAAUUCUUUGAUAGAUACAGUCUCACACCUUCAAGAGGCAGAAAAUAAACUUUAUGCUGCUAGCCACAGACAAGAUGAUGAUUCUCAGAUCGAGACUGCUCAAAAUGCUUCUAGAGAAAUGGAUGUGUGUUGUCCUGAAGGAGAAGCAACAGAGUCUGUGCAAGCAUCUUCUAGUCCCAGUCAGCAAUCCCAAAAAAGUUCUUCCCUGAACAAGACAGAAAGUCAGAAUGCUCAUCAAAUCCAGCCAAGGGAAACUAAAACUGUGGAAGAAGACACCAUUGCAUCUUUAGGUGAAAAUGUAUAUGCUCGAGAUCAGGACCGUGGCAAAAAACCUCCAAUUAAAAAGGAAGAUGGUGAACACAGACUACUAGUGAAUUGCAAUGGAAAGGAUAAACCUCAUGGAGGUAGCUCUGUUUCUGAAAAGUCUCCUGAACUGUCUUUUCAAGAUGUUCUUAUGAGUAGUGGGGAAGGCACGCUGUCUGGGACAUUGAAAGAUAUUUAUGACAGAACUGUCACAUAUCUUUCUGAACAGGAAAAAAAGGAAGUUGUCAAAGAAUCUCCAAAAGGGGUAGAAAGUGAAGAACACAGACUGACAGAGCAAACAGAAGGCAGUAAAAUGGAAACAAAUAAUCAGAUUUGUAGGAAUGACAUAAUCACCUUUACAUCUUCAGCAGAAACAUGGGAUCUUACUGCUGUGAAUCCUCCUAUGACUGAUUCUGAAGUACAAAAAUCUAGGCACUGGAUGAGCAAAGAGUUUCUAGUGGAAAAAACUGGUAAGAAUGAACAUGAAGUAGCUUGUCUUAUUAAAGCCUCUGCAACUGCUCUAGAAAAUCUCAAGUGUAAGAUAGUCAAUGACACUAGUUCCUUGGUGGUGGGUGAUUCUGAGGAGCUGAUCAGCAAUGUCAUCAGCAUUGAAUGCUCUGAUUAUGAGAAAACAAUUCCUUUCCCUAUCAGCAUUGCAAUCCCAUUUACUUCAUGCUUCAGAGGAAAUUAUCGGGAGAUUAUGGUGAAGAUGACUGAUGUGAACUUUCAAUCAAACUACGUAACUCCUGUUUCUUUGGAGGGAUACCAAGAAAACCAUAAGGAAACAUUUGCGGAAGUGAAAAUCUAUCAGCUGGGUGUUUUUUCUGUGCUGUCAUGCUUAAAGAAGGAAACAUUUAUUGUUCCAAAGCUAGGACUGUCACAGAAGUUGAGUGUGGAUUCUAGAAUCUCCUUCUGUUACCGUCCAGAAACAUUCAGUUCUCCAGCACCCAUGCAGUUAAAGGUUCAGCCAAUUGAACCAUCACUGGUUUCAACAUUGAAAGCAAGACAUGAUAUGUACCAUUCAGUGAUAUCUACUAGUGCGCUGAUUUAUGUCCAGCAUCCUUCAGCCCAACCAUUUAACAGCUCAGUCACUAUUACUCUACCCUGUCCUCCAAAUCCAGAAAACAAAAGGCAAGGAGAUGAGAAAGAACAUGCGAGAGCUGUUAGUGCUGCAGUAAAGAGGGUUGCUAUGGCAUAUCAUCCUCGGGCUGUGAGUGCUUCUGUGAGAAAAAAUGGAGAGAAUCUCAGUGAUACUUUGAAAUUACUGGGUCGCAGAAACAAAGAAGAGGGGUGGAAGGUGUUUGAUGAUGUUACUAUCCAGAAUGCACGGAAUGGACUUGUAUCAUUUGAACUAAAUGAGCAUUUAGAAAGCUUUUUUGUCAUUCGCCUUCUGUUCCUCUUGGAAAACACAUAUCUUCUCCUCUUUGCUCAGGCUAUGGAAGAAGCUGUACGUAGUACAAUGGCUAAUGUGAUACUGUAUCAUAAAAGAGAAAACCCCCAUAAGAUAGUAGUUUCGCUAUCUGCUUCCAAAGAAUUGACCUGGGAAAUUCAAAAUCUCCAUGAGGAGGGCUACUUUGGUCCCCCAGAACCUACACAGCAGUUCCCAUUAAGAGAAGGAAAGCAGAUUCAUUUCAGAUUUAAGGGCAAUAUUUUUGCUUCAGAGAAUGGAAAAGAUUUUGGAAAUGUCUACAGGCUGAUUUUUCAUUCAAAAAGAAAACCCAGGCUGGAGCUCCAAAUUAAAGAAGUGGAUGAAUUCGGUAACCACAGUUCACCUCAUUACAAAGGAACAGCAGUGUUUUAUAAAAUCACCAGAGAGAUGAUAAUCAAGGAAUGGGAACAACCCUUGCCAUAUGGUGACUAUCAACAUCAGUCUCCACUGUGUAAAUUAUCACUAACGUUACCAAAGGUGGGUUUCUUACUUAAUGAUGUUAGAGAUCUUUCCUGAGCAGUUCUGAUCCAUCAACAACGUACAAAACACCCUCAGAAUUUGUCCUAGGAGAUCAGGGACUCUCAUCCAAGCAUAAGCUUAGAAAAAAAAUGUUUAACAGAAGUUUUUCACCCAUUUGCUCUCCCCAGGGGGUAUGACCCUGAGAAAUUACUUCUUAAGUUUCAGUUAUAUACUUCUUGUAUCCUUGUGUUGAUAGUGCAGAACUACAGAUUGCAGGAGCAUUAA